CCCCACCAAACUUUAUUACUAGACGGAUCGAAAAGUUGAAGGCCCUUUUUAAAAAAAGCCUGUACUGCAUGGUGUUAAAUUCAUGCCGUGUCUUGUCAUUGGGUGGGGAAUAAAAGAUGCGUCAAGUUCUUCUUGCUUCCUGCCAACUCAUCUCAACUAUUAUGCAAUAAUAUAAUUGGAUUUCUCAUCUUCAUAUCACAACAGACAAUCCGUGAUGGACUCCAGGUCUCGCAGGCUUCCUUUUUGUCUGCCCAGCUCAAGGCUGUCCUACACAUCCAGUCCAACGGUCUCCUCUUCAUCACUUGGCUCCAGUAGGUUGUACAGUAGGGACACUGUGCUGAAUAAUGACCGCUUCCCGAGGGCAUCAUCAGCUUACAAAGCUGACCUGGACCACCAGAGUUCUCGUCUCUUGAGCUCAUCCAGAGACUACAGCGGCUCUGACAGUCGCUCCACCAGCUGGAAGUUGCCCUCUUCUCUGACAUCCUCCAGCAGAUCUUAUGAUCGCCCAUGGGCUGAAUCCUCUCUCAGCAGCAGGACCAAACUGACUGAUUCUGAGGCGAGGUUGGGGAUGCGAUCCGGUCUGUUGAACGUCAGUGAUGAUGCCGAUACUAAAAGGGCCAAACUGUCAUACACCAACAGAGGACUGUACUCAAGAACGGCCAGCAGCUCAGUCACAGGAUCCUCCUAUUCCAGUACUGGGCUCAGCAGUGGCAGAAGUACAAGUGAAAAAAAAAAUGACACGUAUGAUUCAUCGUGGACUUCAUGCCGUUUACUUUCCCGGUCGUCAUCUUCCUCCUCAAAUCCGCUGUUGUCCAGGAGAGAGCUAGACACAAAGAACGAGCCCAGUCUCCCAGGUUUGGGAGAAAGAAGAGCUCGGACUCCUGGAUUGGCUUCCUCAAUGUAUCAGACAGACAGGGUGGCCUCCUCAUAUGCACAGGGAGCUCGGCCUAAAGAGACUGCCUACUCUCCCUCCUUUUCUUCCUCCUCCUCCUCCUCCUCAUCCACUGCUAGAGAAAGCUCCCUAAAUCGCCACCUCUCAUCUUCCACCUCUCACCGGUCUUCUCCUCUGGCGCGCGACUUCAGCAGCAGAACCACAUCCCGUUUCUUGAACGGCUCAUCCACCCUCCACUCAUCUCCGGAACCAACAAGAAUCCCUGACUCCACUUCGAAGAUCUCCUCCUCUUACUCCUCACACACCUCCAGGUACACUACUCCACUGCCCAGACCAGAGGCCACCCUGCCUCCAAGGCCCGCCCCUGAAGGUGGAGAGCCAGAUGGCCGUAGCUCCACUCGACGCCUUUUGUCCCGUCUCUUUUCACGGCGCUCCAGCCAAGACUCUUCUAGUGGGUCUUCCAGUGUUCGCUCCCUUGAUGAUGACAGUCCAUCAACUGGUGGAGAGUCUGUGGACAGUGACGAGGGACCCAGGAUGUCUAGUGUGGAGCCUGACACCGGAGGGUCAGAGGCAACCUUGGGUAGCCUCAAGAAUCGUAGAGCAGACCUUUCCCCUAUCCAGGAAAACAACGAUGGCUAUCGUAGUGGCCUGUCUCGGACCAGAACGACAUCGUGGAGAGAGCCUGGUGUCGGCAGUAGUAAUGACACCACCAGCAGUGGAGGAGGAAGCAGCUACUCCUGGCUUUCCUCCUCCCUCCGUGGCCGCUGCCCUCCCCUCCUCUCUCGCCUGAGAAGACAUCGGGACGAGAGUACACACUCGGCUGCAGGCUCAGAAGAAGGCUACAGCCGUCCGCAGCAUUUACUGAGAAGGUGGGAUGACCUUGAGCAUAAAGCAACGCAGGAAGAUGAUGAUGACGAUGAUGAGGAAGAUGAAGAGGAGGAGGAAGAAGAUGAAGGAGCGGUUGGUUUAGAAGCCUUUGGUGCAGGUCGUCCCUGCAGGCUCGAAGAUGAAGCGUUACCUGAACUCGAAGAUGCCUCGGUGGAAUUUUCGCCACGCCACAGAGUCGGAGUAUAUGACAACAUUUCAGUGUCUACGGGUCCAUUCGGUGGUGUUGAGAGCCCAAAGGAGAAAACGGUUUCCAGUACGGAUCAGGAGAAGCUGCGCAAGAUCAAGGAGAGACUGCUGCUGGAGGAUUCUGACGAGGAAGAAGGCGACCUAUGUCGAAUCUGCCAGAUGGGGGAGGAAUCUGCAUCUAACCCCCUGAUCCAGCCGUGCCGCUGUUCAGGCAGUCUGCAGUACGUCCACCAGGACUGCAUCAAGAGGUGGCUCCUCUCCAAAAUUGGCUCAGGCACAAACCUUGAGGCCAUCACAACAUGUGAACUCUGCAAGGAGAAACUGCGUUUGAACAUAGACAACUUUGACAUUCAGGAGUUAUACAGGACCCAUGUGCAAUCAGAAUAUGAUGAGUUCAUCAGCAGCGGUCUCUAUCUGGUGGUGCUGCUGCAUUUCUGUGAACAGAGGUUCUCCGAUGUCCUGGGAGCAGUCGAUGCAGCUGGGUUAUUCAACCUGGUGAGAAUUCUUCAUGAACACAUGGACAAUCUUGAAAUUCCCCAUGGGGAGAGUGACGAGGAGAUGCGAGACAACAGACCAUCUAUUGACUUUUCCGACCUGGACGACGAUCUUGAAGAGGAGUACUAAUUAUGUGAAAAUGGUGGAUCGAGGGUAAAAAAGAAAAAAAGAAAAAAAAAGAAGUGGGUCACUCCAUGCCAUAUGGUAGCUCACCCAGUUUCCACACAUGCUUUGACAUCGUCAUGUUCAUCUGAAAUGCAGGGGCAGUGAGAAAUGCCAAGUGCACAGAACAUGUCUCGCCUUUGUUGCAGGUGGCUUUUGCAGAUAUGCAAAACUCGAAAUGAACUAGUGUGUAAAAAUAUUUUGGUUGACACCACUGAAUUUCUGUUUCUAUGAGAGUGCACUUUAUUCAGUUAUAAUUAAAUUAAAAAAAUGCAAGUCUUUUUAACUGUUAAACCACAAGUGCUUUAAUGUUUAAACGAAAAGGCAGGAAUUGAAAGAAGGACAACAGUGUCGAUUUGUGCUCAAGUACAGAGGCUGUGGCUCAGGAGGCCGAGCGGGUUGUCCACUAAUCGGAAGAUCGGCUGUUCGACCCCCGGCUCCCCCAGUCCGCAAGUGUCCUUGGGUAAGAUACUGAACCCCAGAUUGCUUCCGAAGGCUGUGCCAUCGGUGUGUGAGUGUGUGAAUGAGUAUUUAGAUUAGAUCCUGAUGAGCAGAUUUGGCACCUCGCAUGUAAAGCGCUUUGAGUGGUCGGAAGACUAGAAAGGUGCUUUAUAGAUGCAAGUCCAUUUACCUGUGUUGAUGGUAAGAUGGAUGCUUUUGGGAGAGAAUAUAAAAAGUGGUGAUUAUUCCUUUUUAUUGUUUUCCUCUUACUUUUCCCACUAUAUGUUUAAAGGAAAAAAAAGAGAACAACUCAACAAAUGAUCUUCGUCUUUGUUUCAGUGUUUGAAAUGCUUUAUGUAUGUACAAAUCUAGUUUCAUGCUUUCAGUUUUGGAAAUAAAGAUUGAAUGCAAAUGCC
Sebastes umbrosus (honeycomb rockfish) is the source of this 3480-nucleotide messenger RNA. It is a transcript of the gene marchf7, whose product is annotated as membrane-associated ring finger (C3HC4) 7. Gene Ontology annotation, molecular function: zinc ion binding. NCBI's taxonomy places the organism in Eukaryota, Metazoa, Chordata, Actinopteri, Perciformes, Sebastidae. The transcript has 10 exons. The coding region runs from base 215 to 2590 and encodes 791 amino acids. The record is from RefSeq and is a predicted model, not a curated record.